GUGAUUAUUUCAUAACAAAACAUUCAAUUAAUAUAGUCUUUACUUUUAAUGUAUUUUACCACUUAUAUAGUGCGAAGCGUAAAAAAUUAGUGAAAUUACGUGAAACUAGAUGAAUUACGUAGAAAUUACCAAAUUCGAGCGUAAUGUAUACGUAUAAAUUAUUACAGUCUGUGAUAAUAAUAAAAAAAAUUGCAAAGAGAAAAUAGUCUUAAUCAUAAUGUGUUCAUAUUUUAUUUAGUUAACAUUUUUAUUUUUAAUUUCUUAAACAUAAAUUAAUUGUUAUUAAUAUUAUAAUUAAUGAACAAGUAUGUCUGGAUCUUCAGGUAGCAGGCGAUCUGGAGGAACAGCCAAAAUUCGAUUAACUGUGCUCUGUGCUCAGAAUUUGUUGAAAAAAGACUUAUUUCGUUUACCACCAGAUGCAUUUGCUAAGAUAAGUGUUGACGGAUCUGGACAGUGUUAUACAACUGAUACAUGUAAAACAACCUGUGAUCCUCAAUGGAAUCAACAUUAUGAUUUAUAUUUGAGUAAAGGUGACCAUGUAACAAUUACUUUAUGGAAUCAUAAAAAAAUACAUAAAAAUAUUCAAAAACCUGCUAGUGGAUUUCUUGGAUGUGUAAGAUUAUCGUGGAAUCAAAUUCAAAGAUACAAAGAUACUGGUUAUCAGAAGUUAGAUUUAAUUAAAUUAAAUCCAGAUGAUCCAGUACCAAUUAGGGGUCAGUUAGUUAUUUCUUUAUUGUCUCAAGAUGGUACUGCAGGAACUGUAUUAUCCCAACAACUGGCAUCACUACCUGAUGGAUGGGAAGAAAGAAAAACAGAAAAUGGGCGAUUAUAUUAUGUUAAUCAUAAGACAAAGACUACUCAAUGGGUUAAACCAACCAAGUCUCAUUCAAAAGUUACUUCUUGCAGUAAUAGUCCUCGCCCUCCUGCACCAACCCCUACAGAGGAUGCAGAAAACGAAUCUGAUGUCAUAAAUAACAAUGAUGGUAGUAGCAGCACAUUGUCUAGUCAAACGAAUCCUAGUAAUCGAGCAUCACUCAGUUCUACCAGAAAUACACCAUCUCACAGUUCCUCAAUUCAACAACCACAAAACUUGCCAACUGGUUAUGAAAUAAGAACAACACCACAAGGACAAAUUUAUUUUUAUCAUACACCUACUGGAUUAAGUACAUGGCAUGAUCCAAGAAUUCCAAGAAAUAUUAGUGUGACUCCAGGGCAGCAACUUGGUCCAUUGCCGGCUGGUUGGGAAGUACGUCAAACAUCUAGUGGUCGCUUUUAUUAUGUAGAUCAUAAUAAUCGAACAACAACUUUUUCGGAUCCAAGACUUUCUACUUCAGUUAUAGCUAAUUUAUUACAAAAACUAAAUGAUCAAAGUUCAUCAACAAAUGAACAUAACCCAAUGAACAAUAAAGAAAAUACUAGAAUAUCAAAUACUAGUGAAACUUCAUCAAGUCAACAAAGAGUUCAACCCCGUUCUGGUUUUGAUGGUCCCCAAAGUAUUGAGACUGAUUCUGAAUGUUUGCCCAAAUAUAAGCGUGAUUUGGUAGCAAAACAAAAGAUUUUACGUACUGAAUUAGCUGCAUUACAACCCCAAACAGGACAUAUGAGAUUAGAAGUUUCAAGAGCUGAAAUAUUUGAAGAGUCGUAUAGAGCUGUGAUGAAAAUGAGACCUAAAGAUCUUCGAAAGCGGUUAAUGGUAAAGUUCCGUGGUGAAGAAGGUUUAGAUUAUGGUGGAAUAGCAAGAGAAUGGUUGUAUUUAUUGUCUCAUGAGAUGCUUAAUCCUCAAUAUGGAUUGUUUCAAUAUUCUAGGGAAGACAAUUAUACAUUGCAAAUAAAUCCAGAUAGUUCUAUUAAUCCUGAACAUCUUUCUUACUUCCACUUUGUUGGUCGUAUUAUUGGAAUUGCUAUUUUUCAUGGACAUUAUAUUGAUGGGGGAUUCACAACACCUUUUUAUAAAAUGUUAUUAAACAAACCUAUUACUCUGGAAGAUAUAGAAGGAGUAGAUCCUGAGUUACAUCGUAGUCUCACAUAUAUAUUAGAGAAUAAACUUGAAAAAGAUAUUAUUGAUACAAAUUUUGCAGUUGAACAAAGUAGUUUUGGUCUAUUAAAAUUACACGAGCUCAAAACUGGUGGAAGAAAUAUUCAGGUGACAGAAGAGAAUAAAAAAGAAUAUGUCAAAUUAUACGUAACAUACAGAUUUAUGCGAGGUAUUGAACAACAAUUUUUGGCAUUACAAAAAGGUUUAACUGAAGUAGUACCUGGAACAUUACUAAAACCUUUUGAUGAACGCGAGAUUGAAUUAAUUAUAAGUGGUAUUGGCACCAUAGAUAUUGAAGAUUGGAAGAGGAAUACUCGACUUAAACAUUGUUCAUCUGAUAUGCCUGUUGUCAAAUGGUUUUGGGAAAUAAUUGAACAACAUUACAGCCAAGAAAUGCGUCUUAGACUGUUACAAUUUGUCACUGGGAGUUCUAGAGUACCCCUUCAAGGGUUCAAGGCACUUCAAGGGUCAACUGGUGCGGCUGGACCUCGUUUAUUCACAAUACACUUAACUGAUGUACCAACAAAUAAUCUUCCUAAAGCACAUACAUGCUUUAAUCGUCUUGAUUUGCCAAAGUAUGAGAGUAAACAGAAGUUACUUGAUAAACUCAGUCAAGCAGUUGAAGAAACUUGUGGUUUUACUGUUGAAUAAAUGAUGGCAAGUGUUUUAUUGAGUUAUAUUUACCCGCAUACUUUAUUAUUUGUUUAUAAAAUGUUAAUUGUAAAAUCGGUUUUUAUAAUUGUAGCUUAUUACAUGUUUAUUGAUUUUUUUUAUUUUAUGCUAAAUAUUUGGAUUAAUUAAACGAUUGUUAUACAAAUGUGAUAGUUUUAAGUUAAAAUAUGCGCCACAUAAAUGUGUUAUUAAGCAUUUCUUAUGUCUGUUUAAAAGUGGCCAAAUGUUUUCACUUAAAAUAUAUGUUAAGUGGCUUACAUAGAAACACUAUGCAUGUUCUAAAUUGUCAACUUUUAUUGAAAAGCAGCCACAACUUGAGCUGUGUUCAUUGAUCCAUUAUUGUGACAUGUAUUAUAGUUUUAAUAAUAAUGUGCAAUAUGACAGGGUAAAUACUGUUAGAACUUAGAAGCAAAAUAAAUUAAUUAAAUUAAAAAAAUAUAAAACAAAAUUUUGCUGAAAAUUAUUAAUUAGACAUA
This is a messenger RNA of Sipha flava (yellow sugarcane aphid), 3183 nucleotides long. RefSeq names its product E3 ubiquitin-protein ligase SMURF2 (gene Smurf). NCBI's taxonomy places the organism in Eukaryota, Metazoa, Arthropoda, Insecta, Hemiptera, Aphididae. The transcript has 15 exons. The record is from RefSeq and is a predicted model, not a curated record. Gene Ontology annotation, molecular function: protein binding; ubiquitin protein ligase activity. Bases 308 to 2686 code for a protein of 792 amino acids. Gene Ontology annotation, biological process: negative regulation of BMP signaling pathway; ubiquitin-dependent protein catabolic process.